AUGACAAAACAAGAUUUUGUUAAAGACAUACACCCACACUACUUUCUACCUCAUCAUGGGGUACUGAAGGACUCUAGCACGACCAAUUUAUGGACAGUGUUUGACGCCAGUAGCAAAACCAGUUCCGGUCACUCUUUAAACGAUAUUCUUUUGACAGGACGUAAAUUACAAACUGACAUUUGUGACGCAAUUUUGAACAUCCGCUCUCAUAAAAUUGUGUUUUCAUGUGACAUUCGGCAAAUGUACCGCCAAAUACAAGUGCACCCUGACGAUCAACAGUUUCAACCAAUUCUGUGGCGUGACGACCCUUCAAAGGCAAUCUCUACGUUUCAACUUACUACCGUCACCAUGAACAGCUCCCCCUACUUUGCUAUCAAAACUUUAUUAGCGGAAAACGAAGGUGAUGCCUUCCUUCAGGCUUCUCACUCUCUACGUCAUCACACCUACGUGGACGACAUUAUCACGGGUGCUGACUCCGUUGAGGCUGCUCUUGAACUACAGGAUCAACUUAUCCAACUUCUACAUCGUGGUGGCUUUGAACUUCGCAAGUGGGCCUCCAACUCCUCUGCUCAUCUAGAAAAAUUUCCUACGGAACAUCUAGAGACUCCAAGUUUCCUGCAAGACGCUCAACUUCACCAGUACUCCAUCCUAGGUCUCCAUUGGUCCCCUGAAGAAGACUGUUUCUGUUACGCUUUCGACCCCCCGUCUGAAAAGCUGACUAAGCGCUCCGUGCUCAGCUUUAUUGCCUAA
Molecule: messenger RNA, 750 nt
Organism: Macrosteles quadrilineatus (aster leafhopper)
Lineage: Eukaryota; Metazoa; Arthropoda; Insecta; Hemiptera; Cicadellidae
Exons: 1
Coding region: 1-750 (249 amino acids)
Source: RefSeq, a predicted model, not a curated record